Pocillopora meandrina is the source of this 23679-nucleotide messenger RNA. NCBI's taxonomy places the organism in Eukaryota, Metazoa, Cnidaria, Anthozoa, Scleractinia, Pocilloporidae. The record is from the annotation of a GenBank genome assembly.
GCAUGGUAAGAUGGCGGACGAAGUGAAUAGUGUAGCAACGCAACUUUUCCACAUUUGAAUGGUUUAUUUUCGCUUUGUGGUCGAUAAUCAAAUAUAAAUGGUUAAUAUUGCUGUGUAUCAUGGCCAAGAAAAAGUCUCUCGUUUCUUCAAAGGGAAAGCCAAAUAAAACUUUGCAACAGAAAAAGAACAAGAAAAAAACUAACAAUCUUCCAUCGAAGUUCAGGAGAAAGAAAAGAAGAGACGAAGAGGCUGAUGAGUUUGUUGAGGUAAACUUUGUUUGUUUGUCUAUUUUUCGUUGCAUUGACUUCGAGGAGGAAAUUCUUAGAGCCUGAGAUUUAAAGGAAGUUUGAUGGACCUUGCAUUAGAGAGUAAGUUUUCUCUCGAUUUCCCCAAAUUAUUCACGUGUUAUAGAUACAUUACUACGUACGUUGCAUGCUUAUCAUGUUGUUAAAAAUACACCUAUGAAAUAAUACUACUUCGCGUAUCGAUGUCAAAAUUUGGACUGAAAUUGAUACGUUUCACAUCGCUCUUCUGCAAAUCCUUACUGCACAUCUCUUAACCUCUUACUUAUUUAUCAGUUGUUCUUUAAUUUCCGUAAUUUCUAGGUUUUAAUUUCUUCAGCUUCUUCAUCAUUCUAUGUGACAAUUAAGUCAAUCGUAGGCAGUAGAUUGACUAACUUGCUAACUUUGGGUCAAAUUAUUCUUAAAUUUUGUCAUGAAACGAGUAAAGUGUGCAAAUUAAGUGUGUAUUUAUAUUAGGUGGAAACUGAUGGACUCUAUAAUCAUGAACAAGAUGAAGAUUUAAGAUAUCAUAAUGAUGUUGAAGACGAUGAUGAUGAUGUUGACGAUGAGGCUGGACUUUACACCAGAGGACUUGUCACUCAACACAUCAAAAAGAAGAAAAAAUCAGGAGGAUUUCAAUCUAUGGGUAUUGAAGAUUUUUAGUAAUACUAUAUUUUGGACAAAGAUAGAUGUAGAGAAAUAUGUCUUUAUGUCUUAAUACAAGCUUGGGACAACAAAAAUUCUGCAUCCUCGGGAGGAAUUGGACAUCAGACCCUCACAUCCUUGCUCCAAUGCUCAAAGACCCUGUUUGGUCAGCUUGACCAUUUAUAAGUUGAUGUGUGAACAGGGGAUACAAAAUUCCUUGAAAACAUUCCUCUUUUUACCUGUCCUUGAUUAUGAACAUUCAGUUUCUUUUAUUGUAACUUUUGUUAGGAAGGGUUUGAAGUUUUUUAAGCCUGUAACUCCCAAUAUCUGAUGGUCAAUUCUCCAUUCCAGCUAUUACAUAUUUCCUUUUAAAUUAGUUACAAGAAUUUGGUAUUAGAUCAAGACAACAACUUCUACUUGAUAAGUUUGAGUAUUCUCCUAACCCGUUUGCUGGAUAAUGUAUGGACAUUGCAGGGAGAAGUUAGAUGUUCAUUACUUCUGGGAGUUAAAGGUUAACAAGUCAGAAUUUGAGGAGUACUGUAAUAAAAAUUUAUUUUUAUAUAUACAGGCUUAAGUUUCCCAGUGUUUAAAGGAGUUAUGAAGAAAGGCUACAAACUUCCUACACCUAUUCAAAGAAAGGUAGGUUUACAUGUAGCUAACCAAGAUUGAUAAUAGUAGUAGUGAUUAAUAGUUAACAUUAUGAGUGUAUAUCUUCUAGUCAUUGAAUUUAAUGAUUAAUAUUAAUGAUUAAUAAUUAUUCAUUUGGAUUUGCAUCAUUACUACUACUACAUCUUUAAAUGCAGGGUUUUUAUAAGGCAUUGGAGAUCAGAAAAUUAUCUGGCUAAAUUUGAUUGGCCUUUGCUCUUUUAUCUGCACAAUUCUCCUUCGAAUAAAGGUCCAGUAUGUGAUUAUCAUGAUUGCAAUUUAAAGAUGUUUCACGAUUUCACUCCCAAGAUCUCAGUAGUAAUCUUCCUUACUGUCUGUGACACAAUUCUUACGAUGUUAGUUUGGAGAAUUAGAUAUCAGAUUAACUUAUAAUCCCCUGAUUGACAUUUUCUUGGUUCUUAUCACUUGUCUACUUGAUAAUGUCAUGAUCUUAUGAUGAGAAAAUCCUUUUAUAGUCACACAUGGGUUUUAAAUAUUAAGAGGUGUUGCACAUUGUCUUACAAUUCUGGUUAACAACUGCUUUGCUAAGUGGAGGUUGGGUGCCUGAGACAUCCAGGAGCUUCCACUAUUGGUAGCCAGCUCCUAGAUGGAUACUUCUCCCAUGGCUGACAUAGGAAAGGGAGACAGGCACCUGUCACACUGAAUAAGCAGUGGAAAGAGGGAAGGGAGAGGCAGGGAAAACUGCCUGGAUGAUGAGCUACCACUCCUCACAAUGUAGCAAGUUUACACUCAAAGCACGUGCAAUAACACCUCAAUUAAAGAGCAAAUGGAAUUCUGACUCAUGCGCAUAUGCGGAAAACCACUUACUACUAGAGAACGCUGAUGCUCUUCAUUGUUAACUCCAUUAAAUUGCAUAUAACUACAUGAAAGUUUCCUCUUAAUCAUACAAAGUUUUGAUUUUUCUGUUCACCCUACCAGAAGCUUUAAAUAUUGUUAGUCCAUACAUGAUCACAACUCCAGGAAUAUGUAAUAUAGUAUAAUCCAAGAAGAAGUUCUUCUAUUUAUGCAUGUAUUUGUGUGUGCACAUCAUUGGUAUCAUUAGCAGCAUAGGUGAAAACCAUAAACUCUUUAUCAUGUUGCUCUUGACUACUGGGAGUCUAUUCAUCUAUAUAUUUCACGAGUACCUUUUUUAUUACCACAAAAAAAGGGUCACUUUUUGUACAUGUAUAUAUUCAAGGUUUUGUAACAGGGUAGCUUUCGUAAAGGAGUUAAAUAUUGGUGAAAUUCAAAUCCAUUUUUGUCUUCCUUCAGACAAUACCAAUAAUUAUGGAUGGGAAGGAUGUGGUGGCCAUGGCACGUACAGGUAAAUGACACACGUGAUUUUAUAAGAUUUAAGGAGUUCAAGUAACUUUUGUCGUUGUAAGCUAUGGUUGAAUUUUUUAAAUACAGUUUUCUUACUCUUUGUGAAUGAACAAAUAUUGUCACUGUAGAAAACUGCUGAUGGGUAAACCCUUUAACUCCCAGUAGUGUCUAAGACAGAAUUUCUCCUUACAACAUCAACCAAAUUAAUGAUGAGAAUAAAGAAAAAUAUUAAUUUGGGGAUAAUUAGUUGAUCCAAUGCUAAACUCUCUGAACUAACAUUAUAAAAAUUGUAUGGUUAACAUUAAGGAGAAUGACAAGUUUGAACUGGGAGUUUAAGGGUUAACCAAAUUGCUGUGAGUUAAUGGGAGGCUCAAGUCAUCAAUGCUUCCAGCUUCUGGCAGAGGGGAGGGGACAAAAUAACAGAUAAAAUUUAUCAAGGAAAUACAGAGUAAACUGAUUCAGCACAAGGUUUUAGUCAGCAAAAAUAUCAGAUAUUGGAAUUUCAAUGAAUGUGCACAUACAUGUAGUAAAACUUACUUUAAUUUUUAAAAAAUACUUUUCUUAACUUUUUGACAGGUUCUGGUAAAACUGCAGCCUUCUUGAUACCGAUGUUUGAAAGACUCAAGGCCCAUUCAGCUAAGGUAGUGUUUAAAUUCCAUAUAGAUAAACUCUUAAUCAUCAUUACAUGGUGCAUUUAUUUAGAGGGUACAGUAUUAUUCAGUACCAACACUGCCGUACAUAAUAAUACCACACUAAGCAGCCUUUGUAGUUGAAAACUGAAGAAAAUAUGGGGUAAAUGUUGCAGGCAAAAGUAAAGUUCAUCAGCUGUGAACUAUCACAAGUAGCCUUGUCUAUAAAUAACUUGAUUUAUAAUAUCAAUGAAUUGUCUGACUCUCAAAAAUGACCUUGAAGCUUUCUUUCUGGGGGUGGUUAGUUAACUCUUUGAUGCCAAAGAGUGACUCGUAUCUAAUUUCCCCUUACCACACCUCCUCCCCCCCCCCCCCCCCGAAUCACACAUUGAGGUAACAAGAAUACAGGAAAUGAUCACCAACUAAUGGAGCUCUUGAUUGCUAAACAAAUUCUCCUUGUCAGUACCUUAAGAAAUGUAUCGGGAAUAGUAUGGAGAAUAUUCAUACUGAUAUUAGGGAGUAAAGCAAAGGUGCCUUUAGUUGGCUGGUUUUGGAGCAUGUCUGCAGCUGACAGUUUGAACCUGAAGGUAACAUUUGAUUGUGAGAGUAAUCCUGUGAAGGACUAUUGUGGGCGGUGUUGACAGACAUUUCAACAACCUCAGCAAAAGUCAUAGUCAGGAUCUAGAGAAGUGUUGUCAGUUCAGUUGAAUUAAAGUUGAGUCAGUAAAAAAAGUUGGUCAUUAUUGGUCAGUUUCAAUCCAUCUGUAAUGAGAGGUUGUCCUGUUUGGUUUGUUCGUCGAAAGUUAGCCACUGCUGCCGACAACAGUCCUUCUCAAUGCUGCCCUUCCCCGAACAAUCAAGCUGCAUGGUCUGAAUUGUUAUGCAAGAAUGCAAGAAAUGUGGUGUAUCUAAAAAAUGUCAAUCACCUUUUUGAAUUUCUCUGUCAGGUUGGCGCUAGAGGACUUAUCCUAUCACCAACCCGUGAGCUGGCCCUCCAGACCCUGAAAUUCACCAAAGAGGUUGGGACAAAUUAAGAAGUUGACAGGUUUUUUGUUGUUAUAAGCCAGAUGAAGACUUUUCUCUAGCCAAUGGGCCCAUCUGUUCAGAGCUUGAUUCAUGGAGUGUUAGCUUUUUCUAACUAAAGAAAACUCAAUCACAUUCUAUUGGAUUGCCAAAAAUUUUCUAAGAUGUUUGGAACAUUUCUGAUAAGAUGCCAAACAUUUUGUCUCUAGAUCUAGAGCUCUGACUCCCUCCCACAACUGAAUAUUUUAUAAGAAAAAAUCUUAGUUAUUGCUGUUAUGGCUGGAAUUUAUCUUUUGGGUGUGAGAAAGUUACUGACCCCAUAAGCUAGCUUGAGAUGUUAGUUUUUAGUCUAUAAAAAUGGGAGUUUCACCUAAGGCAUGGGAGUUUCUGCUUUACUCUUUCACUUUAUUUGAUAUACAGUAACACUCUUUGGUCAAUUCUUCUGGGAAACAUUUCCUAAAACUGUUAUUUUUCUCAGCUGGGAAGGUUUACUGGCUUGAAGGCUGCUGUUGUGCUAGGUGGAGACAGGUGAGUAUAUUAAUUGUCUUCCUCUGGAGAUGUUAAAAACUUCAUCAAAACAGUCUGAAUUAUUAGCAUGAUUACUGUUCUGUAUCCUCAUUACACACUGUAGCACUUUGCACUACAAUUUUUUUUUCAUGAUAUUCUAGUACUAGUCUUGUGCUAGUUGUUAUUUUCAGAGGGAUUGCCUUAGUAUGUAAUUUUAGGAACUGCCAGGUAUGAAUUAAAUUGUUCAAGAUAACAUUGCCAUCUGAUUUUUUACUUUUAUUUUGCUCUCAGUUUGGAAGGUCAGUUUGCUGCAUUGCAUGGAAAUCCAGAUAUGUAAGUAAUUUUGCUCUGCAUGUUUUUGUUUACUGAUUUAGCUCGUUACCUCUCAAGAUCUAAUUGUUAGUUCUCCUCUCAGUUGAUGCUGCACAAUAAUUAUUCCUUGUCAAUUAGCUAUGAGAAUUUGGCAUUAGAUCAUGAUAACAACUCUUUCCUGAUUAUGAGUAUUCUGAGUCAUUACCUGUUUAUUGGAUAUUAAUGUAUGGAUAUUAUAGGAACAAGUUACAAGGUAAUCACUUCUAGGAGUUCAAGGGUUCAGACUUGAAAGCUUCUCCUAUGAUCCACAAUCUCCAAGAAUCAAAUGUAAACAUGUACGUCAGAAAUAAAAAUAAGACAGUGCCGCAACUAAGAACAACUUUUUCCUCUUUGUUAUUAUCAAGUGGAAUUUAAAUGUGUCUCCUUUUUUCAUUUAACAGUAUCGUAGCCACUCCAGGACGGUUUCUUCAUGUUGUGAUGGAAAUGGACCUGAAACUUACAUCGGUGGAAUAUGUUGUGUUUGAUGAGGCUGACAGGUACGUGUCAAUUCUAAUUGGUGGUACCUGAUGUGAAACAAGAACUGUGGAAACACUGUUUAAGUUAAUUGGCCAAUUGAUUGAAUUCAGUUAUGUUAUGUUGACAACAGUGUCUGGAUCACCAGAAACACUCUUGUGGACAAAAGUAAUCCUGGGCUUUUUUUAGAAAACUUGUGGAAUACACUGCUGCCUAUCUUCAAUUUCAGUCAAUUAAAAAACUUGCAGUCUUGUAAAGUGCGCUCUGCAGUACACCCUUUUGAGGUAGAGAACUUUUAGGUUUGUCAUCAGAUGCAAGCAGGAGAAAACCCUGUCAACAAACAAUCAUCAUGUUACAGUGCAGAUAUACUUGAACCACUCUGAGGUGAAAUGUGACAUUGGAAUAGAAAGAGGGGAAAUUGGCUUGUGCAUACCAAGAAAGAUUUGGGUCACAGUAUCUAAAUUUGAAGAAUUUUAUGUACAGAAAUUUGAUAGGUGUAGGGUCAAACAUUUGUCUGAUAGGGUAGAGUUAUCCACAAGAGAGUGAAUGUUAAAUCAAGCAUCUUAUCGACAUCACAAGUCACCAUAUACCUGGGUUGUGGCAGAUUGGCCAUGAAACAAGCAAUGACCACCUUAUAUAUCAACUCAUGCUGCCCCACCCUCAGUGGGUGUGUGGUUGUUAAUGGUGCCCUUGCUACCCAGCCCUGUAAAGUAGUCAGCUACAGAGGCCAUCAUGGAGAAAUAGGGAUACAUUUUCCUCUGAUCCCACCAGUUACUGUGUUGUUUCCAGGUGCUGCUGUAAGCCCCUGCAGUGCAAUACCUUUUUGAGUACGUCUGUCUUCAUAGGAAGGCUACAGUUGAUUUUAAAACUUGGUAACUAAAAAGGGGUUGGUGGACCCAAUUCAAAUGGAAGGCACCAAAAUUGGUAUCUUGUACCCCCAUAAAUAAAAUGAAGGAGGUGCUGAGACUGAGGUGCUAUUGACACUGUAAAAAAGGCAUCUUUUAGAUAAGAUUUUAUCAUUCAAUCUUCCUUCUGGUGUGCUCCAGUAAAUGUAGCCCCUCCUUUUUUUGAAGUGUUGGUAAACAACAUAAUUGUUCAACUGUUUUAAGUUUAUUACAGCUCAUCUGUUCCCCCCAUCCUUCUUUUUACCAGAAAAACUGUGGCCAUAAACUCCCCACUUAGGGGGCAGACCACCUAAACUGCCUCUUUCUGUAACAUUUUUGCAAUCUUGUUUCAUGGCUUGCCUUUCCAGCUGACAAUGAAAGGUGUGAAAAGGUACUCAACCCUGUUGUGGGAGUUCUACAAAGGGAAUCAGGAUUCCUUUAAUUAUUUUCAAAAUGAAUUGAUUCCAUGUUAGAGGUUUCCCAUUGGUCAGAAUAAAUUGGAGUUGCCCAUAUUAUGGCUAUAUUAUGGUUUGUUUUGGUGGUUUUAAUCGAUAGGGGUUGUCCCAUUUCAGAGAUUUGUUUCUUUUUUCAUGAAGCUUGCAGUCAUGAAGCUUAUUUUGUGAAUGAAAUAGCUACCAAUUGAAAGCAGUGUCAAUGAAUUUUUAUCUUGUCAACAUUCAGUCUAUUCCAUGCUCAUUUGUUAUGAGCAAAUUUACUAGUAAUAGAAUACUGAGGGUAAUAUUUCCAGACUUAAACUUGUGCUUUGAAUAUUUAAUUUCUACUUAUAGGCUCUUUGAGAUGGGGUUUGCCCAGCAACUUCAUGAAAUCCUGAACCGUCUUCCAGACUCCAGGUACUUUAAAGCAUUCAAAGAGCUUGUACAUAGAUAAGCAUGUUAUUCUUUAUCAAAUGGACUAAAGCUUACUUUUAAUUGACUCAUCAUUUCAAUUGAUUCUCAUAUUUUUUUCAUUUUUUCUUUCAAUGUGACACAUCAGAACAUGUAGUGAAUGAUAUUGAGGGUAAUGAUCAUUAAGAUAUAAAAUAGAAUAUCAUUCUCUACCUUUGAUAAGAUUAAACAACAUGACUGUAUAAUGAAGUCCUUUGCCUCUGCAACAAAGAAUUGUGGUGGUAGUGAUGAUGGUGAUGAUAAUUAGAUUCAAUUAGAAAAGACCAAACUGAUGUUUGAGUUCUAUUCUAUUAUUUUUUUCAAGUUUUUAAGACAUGUUUUAACAUUUCCCACACCAUCUUCAGCUGCAAAUUCUUCUGUUACAAUUUAAAUUGCAAUUUACAAAGAUGUUUUCCAAUAAUGACUAAAGGUUAUGCUACACAGAUUCAUAUUAAAUGUUUUUAAUAGAAUAUAUUGGUAACAAAAGUACAGGAAGGCAAUAGUGCUAUUUGGAAGUAACCCACAAAAAUAAAACAAUACCUAUGAAAAUAUGUAAUAUAAUUUUGUUAAAUUUUAUAUAAUUAUAUUAAAAUUAAGAUUAAUUAAAAAGAAAGAGAUAAACUCGAUACGUGUGUUGAACUGUUAGUUUGGAGUUGGAUUCUCCAACUCCUCUUCUGGCCUCUUUUAUCUGUAUUUGAAAUAUUGAGGCAGCAGAAAUAUUUGGCUUUAGUGAAGUGAGCAUUUUUUUAUCUUUAAGGCAAACUCUUCUGUUUUCUGCAACUCUUCCAAAGCUACUGGUGGAUUUUACCAAAGCAGGUAAUUUUGGCUUCAGUUGUCAUUAUGAACUUCCUUGGGUGCUUUUGUUUGACUCUGGUUACCAACUGAAUGCUUGCCUCGGCCUACAUGAAGCCGAACAAGUGUUCUGCUUUCAAGAAACAUGAUGUGCCAACAGAUCACUCUCUGACUGUGUGCCUCUUUAAUAUUUCAAUAGCUAAACCCCUAAACUCCCGAGAACUGACUGUCAAUUCUUCCCUACAGCUAAUACACAUUUCCUUGUAAAUUAAUUACAAGAAUUUGAUGGUAGAUCAGAUAACAACUUCUACCUGAUAAGUCUGAGUAUUCCCAUGAUCUGUUCGCUGCAUAAUGCAUGGAUAUGAUGAGGAGAACUUGUUUUUCACUUGCCCUCCCUCUCAAUCAAUAAAUACAUAUAUUUACUCAUCUUUGCUAGGCUUGACUGAUCCUGUGCUUAUAAGACUGGAUGUUGACUCCAAACUUAGUGAACAGCUCAAGGUAUUAUUUCAAUCUUGGUUUUCUUAUUGAUACCGUAUAAAUUUUUGAUCCAAUUUUUCUGCCCUUUACAGGAGCGAGAAAUUAUUGUAAAUUAUUCCAGAAAUUAUCUAAUAGCUAGAUAAGAAGUAGAUAAAAUUUGACAGAAUUUCAGUACUCGUUGAAGUAGCAGAAUGUGUCGAUGCAAUUGUGAUUACAUGUUUGAUUUUUCUUCAUCUUACGAUUAGACAUUCUACUCUAUGAACUUAUUUAUUCUGCUCCCCUGCUUUUCAAACUAAUCGAAAGAGCAGUAUGCACUCUUCUCCAUACAUUUCCUACGGUGCUGACAAGGUGAUUGAUGUUGAUAUUGUAAGGAGAAAUUAGACGCUAGUCCUUCAUAAGGGUCAAUAGGUUAAUGUGUCUCCUUAAAGUGAUGCUGUUUCAUCGACUGACAUUGAAUUUACGGUGUAUUCAUUCUCCCAAAUGUGUGCACUUCAAUAUGAUAACUUCUUAACAACAUUUCUUGUAAAUGUCUUUCUUAUCGAACGGUGUUUCUUUUCUUUUUUUUUUUAAGCUGGCUUUUUUUUCGGUGAGAUCAGUCGAUAAACCAGGUAAGAAUCACGCCCAGACUCACCUCAUUGUAUCAAUUGUCUCUAUUAGCUAGCAGUCUUUUGUAGAAAUAGUUUUGAGAUUUUGGUGACGUGAGUGUUUUGUAUGUGCCAAACAGUAUUUAACAAAUACGAAUUCAGCUCGUUUAUGCAGUUGACUAAUGAGAGAGAGACUAAUUUGUGACCCAUGAAUGGAUCAAUAAGAUUGAGGGAUUGAAUUCAAAGACAUUCUGAUUAGCUUAUUUUCGAAUAUUUUACAGUCGUGGGCGGAGUGUAAGUGGUCAUCAAGUCUAGACCAAUAGCACGUGUAAAAUAUCUGAUGGAUCAUAGUAAUUGAUAUUAGAAAAACUUCUUUUUUUCCCGUUUUUUUGUUUAGCUGUGCUAUUGCAUAUUCUUCAAAACGUGAUCAAACCAAGUGAACAGACCCUCAUAUUUACGGCCACAAAGCAUCAUGUAGAAUACUUGAAGGAGGUAACGCUUUUAUAUAACAGUAAUUUGCAAUGAAACAAACAAGGUAAAUGAACAUCAAACGAAAAAACGGCAGCAUGAACAUACCCGACGGUUAAGAUACUUGCACGAAACAACAUAGAGACACUCAAGAAAAAAUUCUGACUGAUAAUUAAUUGACGCGAAAAAUUGUUUUAGAAUGUUAAUGCUGCGCGGGAACUAGAAACUAGGAAACCGCUGAAAGACGUUGCAACUCAAACAGGCUGAACUUCUCAGCUCGCCUGUCUUUAGAACUAUGCCAGUUCCUAGUCCAUCGUAGAGAGUGCGGCCCUCAUUCGCUACCCAUCAAGUCACAAAGUUCUCAUGUGAACUGAUGCACGUAAUAUAAUUUUUUAUCUCUGUUUCACAGCUGCUAGAUAUUGCUGGAAUAGAGAGCUCCUUUGUGUACAGCACCCUGGACCAAACAGGUAUGAGGGCAAGACCGUCCUGCUUUAAAGAUAUAACUUGCCCUUUUGUAGGGCAUCAAGGGAAGACAGUUUACUAGCAAUUUUGGAACCAAGUGAACUGUUAGUGCACACUCUCCCCCCAAAAGAAAAAGAAAAACGCCUCCCUCCCCUUUGUAGAUGCUGCGUAGAUAUUAUGCUGGUUGUAAGUCUUUGACUUGAGAAAUCUGGUUACUUUGACUGAGAUGUGCAAACCGUACCGCAGUUCUUUAAAAAGGCUCGUACAAGAGAUAACAAGAGUUAUGAUUAUGUCACUUUUGCAGCAAGAAAGAUCAACAUUGGCAAGUUUCAACACAAGAAGACAAACGUGAUGGUUGUUACCGACGUGGCCGUAAGUAAAGAUUACGUUAAAAAGCUUUACAUAGUAUCUUUGGUAUCGAAAGGAAAAAAAGUGAUAUCUUUAUACGUCCUGCAGAAUGGGUGUUAUAUUUUAAGGGAGCUGAGCCCGAGACACGAGAAAGGGGAGCGCGAAGGACGAGUCUCACGCGAGACUCCCGCUUCGUGCUCGCCUCGCGAUAGCCUAGGUUCGCCUGAUUGGACAUAAAUGGCACCUGUUUUGCAGAGUAAUCAUGUUUUUGAGUCAUUUCUUUGACCUUGAAAGCGUAGUUUGAUUAUGUAGAGGCUAAAUGAUUACAGUCGGCUAAGACAACAAAACAACAAAAGAGAUAAGUUUUGAUCCAAACUAGUAAUGGUGUUAGUUGAUAAAGGAGAUAUAAAGAAGAUCGACAAGGAUUGCAAAAUGGAACAGUGGAAAGUUUUCGCCAAACUUUUGAAGCUGCACAAACUGCGCCGUUGUGCUUGAAACAACGCUGAAAGCUCGUGUAUAUGGUUUAACGUUGUAUUUUUUACUUGCCUUUUUAUUGUUCUUGGAUCUCUUUGUAAUUUACCUGUUUGAGGGUUGUUGUAUAUUUCGUCAUUCUCUCCUUUUUUUCUCUUUUAUUUGCCGUCGUUUUAAUUCAUAGGCUCGAGGAAUUGAUAUUCCCAUGUUAGACAACGUGAUCAACUAUAACUUCCCAGCCAAACCGAAGCUUUUUAUUCAUCGAGUAGGUAAGUGAAGAAAGAGUUCUGUGAUCAAAAAGGAAUUUAUCCUCACAGUAAUAAUCCAUUUUCAAAGGGGUAACUGUAGAGGUAGAAACCUCAGAUGAGGGAUAGUGUGUGAUGCGACACCAAAUUCCAGUUUAAAAAAGUUACGAGAAGCCGAGAAUUUCUUGUUAAAUCUUGGAUUAUAGGGGCUAGGCAACAAUUUUCACAUUUAAAGAGUGUUCUGAUUCCAUCUCGUUAAAACCUCGCAUACUAUCAGGUCGUGUUGCAAGAGCCGGUCGAAGUGGGACAGCUUACUCCCUUGUGAGCGGUGAUGAGGUAUGUAUAUUGCUCUAAGUAUUGCGGUGUUGUGUGUUCUUACAAUGUAGGUGUGCUUGUUUAAGAUGCAGAAUGUCCACACGCUAACAAAUCGGAGAAUUGUUUUGCUGGUAUUAAAGAAAGCUAGUAGCUUGUUUUAAUUUUUUAAGCAAUAACUACUAGAGAGAAUUACUGAGCAAAUAUUAGGCUUCGAGGGGCUGGGCGUUUAAACACGCCUGAUGAGCAGGGAGCUUUUUUUUACAGGUGCAUGUUCCCGUAUUACUCUACAAGUGUCAAGUCACUAGGCAAAUUGUUGUUCAAGACACUGAAAACUUGCGAUACUUAGUUUUAAUUUAAGAUCACUGUCAGUGAUUAGGAAUUUUCUGACUAAUACUGAAUAUAGCGAGAGAAAGUAACUACACAACCUUUCCUCAAAUUGGCGACAGCCACUCGAGUCUUCUUCGCAGUCGUCGGCUGGUCUGGUCACGCAACGCGUUACCUUCUCAGAAAGAGCGGGCUGCAUAACAAGACCAAACAACUGAUAGGAAAGAAAAGAGCGUUACAUUUGAGGACAGCUAAUUAUAAUCGCUCUAUUCAAGAACGUUUAAUUACGAUACAAUAACAACUUAAACAGGUUCGAAAAUAUUGAUUGAAAAAACUUAUUGACAUAUACAAUGACGCAUUAUAUACACACAUACUUUUUUUGUGCAUUAUUUCUUGAAGAUUAUGACGAAGUUCAGAUGACAGGGCGUGAAAUUAACUUUUUUUUCUGAUAGCCACUUGGCUCCUAAAUUCUUCAAAGUGGUAACCAAUUCAAAAAAAGUUGGUCGCCAUUUUCAAAGACAAACAAAAUCUUUCUUUGCGCUGUCAGCGUUCUAGAUAGACCCUCCAAAAUUAAGUUAGGGAAAAGAUCUUUAACGUGCUACAAAGUGGACACUAGGAUGUAUGAUAUACAACGUUCAGGCUCAUCUAAAUCCAAGAUGGCGUCUAGUUAUCGAUCGAGAUGCAUGUGCUACGUUUUGGAAACAAACCUAACGAGGAAGUUUGCCGCGGAUUUAUCUUUGCAAAUUUAUUUUCUUCACUAUACCUCUUAGUAAGGUUAUGAUGAAACGUUGUAGUCGCCAAUUUGGCGACUAACUUUCAGGAUUUGGUCGCCAAAGUGAAAAAUUUAGUCGCAUUGGCGCCUGUAUUAGGCGCAAUUUCACGCCCUGGAUGAUCGUAGGCCUUGAACAAUCGCCGUCCCCGAAAGGGAGCUACAUCUUCAGGGGCGAAAAUUCAACAAGCGCCGUCGUCGGAGUUGAUGACAUUAUGAAACAAAUAGCGAUUAGAUCGGAUCUAAAUUAAUCUUAUUUACAAACGAGGUCAAGACAGAGAGAACAGUAUAUAACCCUUUUCGAUAUUUUGAAAAAAUGACAACCACCUGGCUUGAGCUAUACCAUGCUCAAAAAAAACUUCUGUAAAUAGCUACCUAAAUUUUACAAGAUUACCCCAGCAUAUUAACCUUUUACACACGAACAUCAGAAACCAUAUUCUCCAUACCCUUUCCAAUACAUUUCCUUUGGUACUAACAAGGGGAAUUCGUUUUACAAUCAGAGCUUCUUAGGUUGACGAUCAUUUCCUUUAUUCUCAUGAUCUAAGUUAAUGACUGAGCUGUAUUACUGCAAUGAGAAAUUAGAUGCUGGUCUCUCCUACGGUCAGAAGGGUUAAGAAGUUGUGCUGUCCUUACUUCAGCCAAUUUAAGCUGUUGAGUAUCUAUCCGUUCUGUUGAUCACAGAGCAACUUACUGCCUUUCAGUUGUUUAAACAGUGCCUUCGGUAACCAAGUGACGCAUGCGUGAUUGUAAGACAAUGUGGAUGGCAUCUUUCCGAUUUCUAUCCAUUCUUCGUUGUCUCUGUCAAAGUACUCCACGAUGCCAUUGCUGUAAGUUCCUCCAAACACGAAGAUCUUUCUCUUUGCUUUGCCGAUAGCAGCUUGUGACCGAGGAACGCACAACUCUGCGGAAAGAAGGCUCCACGUAUCCGUUACAGGAUCAUACAGCUCACAAUUCUGUAGCGGUAGAAAGUUAUCUCCAGUACCUCCUACCACAAAGAUUUUGUUGUCCAUCACAGUUGCACUUGCGAAGGCGCGUCUUUCGUCCAUAGAGGACACGUAUUCCCAUUGGUCACUUUGAGGGUCAUACCGCUCCACGCUAUGGAGCCCUAGCUGCCUAAGUCCAUCGUGACCCCCUAUCGCGUAAACGAGGCCUCCUAGCGACACCGCACACAAGCCCCGUCGCAAGGAGUCCAUUGGGGCCAUAUCUUCCCAUGAAUGGUCUCUUGGCUUAAAACGGGUCACGCCAUUUUCCUUGAGAAGAAAUAUACUGUCUUCUACACUAACAGCUGCCAUUGGCAGGUUGGUCGAACUCGAUAGCACUUCAGACCAUAUGUUUUUCUGCAGGUCGAAUUUUUCGAUCGUCAAGCGAUCAUCUUCCCAACCAAUGGCGAACAGAUGCCCUUCGCAAAUUGUUAUUGCUCUAGCCUCGUUGAAGCUCGGCAGUCGGGCUAAGUCAUACCACAUUCCCGUGGCUGGAGUGAAACAAGAAGUACAGCCGUUUUUGCUGAGAAGCACAACACUCUCCGUGACACCACGAGGCUCGUCACGCUCUUCAUCCGGGACACGUAAUGCUGCUGUGGCCCAACUUUGAGCAUCGUGACUUCGCGUGACAAGUUCGUCACGCUCGAUGAAUUCGGAGAUAAAUUGAGUUGACAUGGCCGACAAGCGAACAUGGCGGAAAAGAUCUUCAAAGAAAUGCUCUCUGUUUUCCGUAUCGUGUGUUAUCCAAGCCCUUAUUCCUUCGAACACUUCUUCUUCGCCUUUCUGUGUCUUGAUUACGAGUCUUUUCCCACAAAUAAGCUCUUCCAACUCGAUAAAAUCCAAACAUAAGAAUUCAUUUGUUUUCCAAAUAGAUGAAAGAUGAUUGCAAAUGUAUUCAGUGGCGGCUUCGUUUAACAAUUCAUGGUUGUAUCUUUCGGCAAAAAUCUGAAUCCAUAAACAGUUGGACGGUUUGAGGCUUAUCAUCAAGAACUCCGCACAAGUUUCUUUUAGGCUGGGAAUAUCGAAAUAGUCGGCAAUGACCAAAAGUUCUUCGGCAUUCUUCUCCGAAACUCCGCAUUCCCCGGUGUAAACAAAAUUCAAAAGUUCUUCGAUACUGUUGGGAUGAAAAUCCGGCAGGUUCACUUCGAGUUCAUCACUGGAUUUUUCCUGAGUCAACUCAGACGUAAAGGAAGCUUUGAAGAAAGAACUACUCGCUGCUAGAACUACUCUGUGUGCCGGCAGCUUUCGAUUUUCGACGACGAGAAUCACAUCGCAAAAUGUUUGUGAUUUCCUGAAUGAAUUCAUAGUGCGAAGCAUGUCUUGCUGUUGUUGAUGUUUCCUUCUGUUCAUACAUGCUUGUGGCUCCAUAACUGCGACGAGGUAUUCGAGAUUCUCUUAAAUUCUAGGAACACAGUGAAUAAUGUACAGUAAAGCGCAAAGCAACUUAUCUCUGAGUGGGCAGAUCUUGUUAUAGAGUCAGCGGUAUUCAGUAUUCGACUGAUUCAAAUUGAGGUGUACUCGUGAAUUUUUUGCCUUUGAUUUGAAACGCUCUACACGAAAUAUUAGUGGCUGGUCUUAUCCAGCUCGAUAGCUAAAUAAAUCGAGCUAGGAACCCACAUGUAUAUUCGCGAAUAUCCCUCUGAUCGUUUAAUUGCAUUGUUUAGAGUUAACCACGUGGAAUGAAUAUCACACAGGUUUUAAUUUUGCGGAUUUCGCGAUAUGCAUUUCAUUUAUUAUCGCAGGCGACACAAAUUUAUUUAUUUUUUUAUUUCAAUAAAAGCCCCAAGGAAGUAAACAGGGAGAAUAGUAAAGUUUAUUUGUAUAAUGUGUUUUGAGCCAGUGUUUUUAAGCAGUAGGUAUCACCUUCUUGACAAUUCAGUAUUUGGAGAGUUUUGCAACGCAAUGGUCAGUAAAGGAUGAAGAUAAGGAGUUUCAGCCCAUGUUUUCCUUAACAAAAAAUCGCAAAAGUUUGUUCUCGACGUUUAUUUCUGAACUCCGCGAAGGCGAAAAUUUGGUCUGGCAAAACACACGGGUAGUUUAAAUCGUAAAACGUAACUGGUGGGUUUCUCCUCGCCCCAGUUUCCUUUCGACGCCCAGGCGGGAAAUUGGGUCGAGAAGACGACUUGUUAAUGUAACAUUCUUCUAGCUUUUGUAAUAAUCAUAGCCUAUCCCAGGCAUGAAUUUUUUAAAACGAAGCGCGAUAAUAAACGACGCGAUGGAAGCGGAGCAGUGUAAAAGCGGGGAAGAUUUGGGAAGGGUUGCGUGAUGAACCAUAUCAGGAGCCUGCCCUUUUUAUAUUUGUUUUCGUUACAUAGCUAGCCCAUAUGGUGGAUCUUCAUCUUUUCCUUGGUCGACCGCUAAAGUUUGCUGGAAAGGACUCGCAGGCUCAAGAUGAUGGGCUUAUAGGUACGGUUCCUCAGCUGCUCGUAGAUGACGAAGAUAAUUUUAUGAAAACGGCGCACGACAAAUCACAUGACUUGGUUAGUAUUCUGGAUGUCACUGAUAUUUGUUGGUUCAUUAAUAUCGAUGACAGAUGAGUAAUGGAUGAAGAACAUUUGCACGACUUUCAUGACUGUUAAGCGCUGAUUACUCACGCAAUACUUUUGCAAAAAGGAUUAUGCUGAUCAUUAUGACCAAUGAUUAUUACGAUUAAUCGUUGAUAACCAGACUCCCACGCCGGUCAGCGGCCGAUGGAAUAGGGGACCUUUAGCAAACCACGACGGCGAGGGCAACGAGGACGUGGCAAAACAAAAGAUCUAAUGAGCAGAACAAUAGCUCAUCACAUGCGUUUUAAAACUGCACACAUUUCCUAGUUGUCCUCUGUAAAAUAACAACGUGAAAUCAUCAAUUUUUUUCUUGGUCUGAGAAAGGAAACCGCGAAGGCAAAUUAUUUAAGUUUUUAUUUGAAACUCAACGCCGCUCUCAAACGUUAUGCUGAGGUGAGCUUGUGGCGCCGUAAGGGAUGGUAAACACACUCCUUAUUCGCGAGAUUCUAAGUAGAAAUAUUUAUUUAUCUUAAAAUCGACGUCUUCCUUGGCGUUGUCGUCCUAACUGCUAAAGGUCCCCAGUGACUCCUCUGCGGGAACGAAGAGCUCACUAAAAUUUUCACUGCUCCUUGCAUGUGUCUCUGUAGAUCAGUUGGUAGUAGCCACGCCCGACCAGUUUGGGGAAGAUACGUGUAUGAACCCAUCGAAAUUUUAAAUUGUUUCUCACGCUUCUUUUCUGCAUUCAAUUUGAUUGCCGCUCACCUUGCACAGACCAUUCUUAGGGAUAGUUCUGAGGAGUAUUUUUAAACAAGGAGAGGGCAAUCGAGGUGUCAGAAUAACUUCAGUGUCCAGAGCUGUUUAGAAUGUGAAAAGUAAUUGUUUUUUAUCUUUGUUAUCUUUAGGUUUCUCUUCGACAAGUUGCUGCUAAUGGAUACAAGCAGUACAUCAAAUCCAGGCCGAAUGCUUCAUCAGAGUCUGUGAAGAGGGCGAAAAAGAUUGAUACUGGCGCGCUUUCUAGUCAUCCUUUAUUCAGUGAGUGUUCUCGUUUGUUAUAUUCUACUUAAGCUUUAACCCCUUGACACUCUAACAUCAAUAUGCGUCUUCUCCUUACUGUUAUCUAUAGACCGCUAUGGAGCUGAGCAGGAGAAUUUGUUCAACAAUCAACAGCUUUUGAGUUGGCUGGUUAUUUCCUUCAUUCUCAUAACCUUGAUAUUUGAUUCAGUAGUGAUUAUGUAUAGAGAAAUUAGAUGCUGGUCACUGUUAGGGAUUAACGAGGUUUUUAUGGUCACGAGUGAAAGUAAAUUCAUAUAACUGAAUAAUUGUGGUGGAAAGUAGCAACGAUUAUUUUUUGUGGUUUUUGCAAACUACCUUUUGUAGAGUUAUCCUCCAAAGAGGCGACAUCUACCAAGGUCGACAUUUUGGAUGGUGUGAAGAACUUUAGACCUAAACAGGUAAAAGACUUUUCAUGCGUGUUUGUCAAAUUAUUGUUUCUCUGAAAGCGCAAGAAAUUCGAUGCUAGUCACUCAGAGGGAUCAACGGACUAACCCUUUACACCCUAACAUCAGUAUGCAUAUUCUCCAUACUGUUCUCUAUACACUUCCUAAGGUGCUGACGAGGAGAAUUUGUAGAACAAUCUAGAACUUCUAUCACUGGUGAUCGUUUCCUUUUUUCUUGUGACCUACAUGUGUGAUUUUGGGGGUGAUAUUGUAAGGAGAAAUUAGAUACUAGUCACUCUUAGGGGUUAACGGAUUACGGUUUCCGUAGUCUUUCAAAUGUUAAGUUUAGCUAAGAAACAGAAUGAUGUGAAGAUUUUAUUCUUGGGAUUAAUACAACAGUAUGAUAUUUUUCGGUGUUAUGUCUUAUUGUAUCUCCUCUGCAGACUAUUUUUGAGAUUGGUUCAACAUCAAAAUCUACGGCACAAUCCAUUAUGAUGUCAAAACGGUGAGUCUGAUUUUGAAAGUGACUGAUCCUUUUGCUUUCAAGAGCCGUUUCCUUUUCUCCUUUCUAGCUUCUACACAUUUCCUUCUGAAAUAGUAGUGAGAAUUUGGUCAUAAGGGACCGUAAUGCGAAACUCAAACUCGAAAUAGAGAAGUAAUCCUUGUGAGAUUCACACAACCUGUGCAUUUCAAACCUCUUUUUCCCCUUCGGUUUGACUGCUUGCAGAAAACGUCACAGUGAUGUAAUUCAAAGAGCUCGGCGGCUGAAACUAGAUGAUUUGACCUCUGAUCAGGGGAGGGGUGGUGGUGCCGAACAAGAGCCCGAGGAGACCGGUCCAACUACAGAUGAAAUCCAAGUGAGUAAAUACGAGCAGACCCUUGAGUAAGAAAGGGUAAAAAUAAGAUGUUGAUUAGAAGGAAAAUGUUACAAGAGCAAAGAAAGCGCAUGACAUAGAACUGAACCCAAUGCAAUUUUCGUGCCCGUACUACAACUAACGAUGAUUGUAUGUGUACAAGUCUGUAAAAUCUUUUACAGAAUCUCGGCUGAAACAUUACCCAGCCAAAAAGAAGCUUUGUAAGAUUACCAAAUGAAGAAAGCCUAUUAAGGUUCAGUUUAGUUUGUUCGACAAGAGUCUUCGAACAACCUGCCAUCAUUUUUCAUUUGUUGUUUAAAAUGUUUUUUACAGCUCCUCCAUGACUUGUGUUGAAGGCCAAUGGAGGCUAAUAUUUGCUUGAUUGACCACCAAUUUUAAGGCGAUACUCCUUUUCCUUUUCUAGGCUAGUAUUUUAUUUCUAUGCGCAUUGUCUUUCUGCUUCUGCUUGCAUCUUCCCAUUCCCUUUUUUUUCUUUUUCAAGGGAGUUUUCGCAACUGUGUUUGACCCUAGCCAGAAGAAGAAGCGUAAAGGGUCCAAGUUUGAUCCUGAAGGUAAUUGGUUCGCAACUGUUUGUAAAAGCAUUAUGUUCAACAUGGUUUAUUUUGCUAUAACAGUUCUAAUUACUGUCUCUUUCUGUUGUCAGGCCUUGUCAAAAAUUUCAGAGACGAGAAUUACAUUCCCCACACCGCUGCGGAUCACCAUGGAGAGAAAGGACUGGGGUGAGUUGUUGCAAGGUCAAGGUCAAGCUUGAGGUGUUUCACCCAAGAGUCCAUAUCCAGCAAGACAGUCGUAAAUGUUUUUUCUUCUUUUUACUCUGACUGACAAACACCGAGGUUUAGUUUCUUUCAUCUGUUACGGUAUGAUCUAACCCACAGAAAAACACUACAAUCCCACAAACUCAACUGCUUUAUUAAACAGCGAGUAAUGUUCUUAACAAGGAGCGACUCCUAAAAGUACAAUGCUUAUCGUUAAUUAGCUUAAUUAAGCCCACCGCGAUCUAUAUCCAAGCUCACCACUGACACAAUCACACUGCUGUCUCCAAAUUCCUUCUUCCGGUAUAGCUUUCAAAACAGUCUAACUACUACUUCAUAAGUGAAUCUUUAAAUAUAUUUACAAAGUGUUCUGAAACCUUCCAGAAGCUUACAAAAAAAAAAGAACUAUUUUAGUAGUAUUAAUUAAUACCUGCGUGAUUCGAUGAAAUUUUCUGGAAAGUUCUAUGGUAUGCAAGUCAGCAUGAGUAAGCAGUCUGGAGAUUUCUAUGAGCUUUUAUUUACAAGUAACUCAUGACAAUCAUUACCCAAGAAACACGUAGUUUGCUGGACUGGUGUUAUCUUGCUUUUCGUUUUUUUUUUUUUUUGGUGUGUAUCUUUCAGGCGAGCAGAGGCUAGCGUAAGGAGAUAGCGAGAAAGGAAUGAAGUGCAAGACACGUUCCACGCGUUUGUCGCGCGAGAGUCACGCAGCACUCGUCUCUGCUAUCGUUUCUUGCUAACCUGCGCUCUAAAAAUAAUGUCAUCUGUUCUCCAGGCUGAUUAACACAACACCAGUUUCUGACCAACCUCGUUCCUAGAGUCUCUUUUUCACGCCCUAUCCUUGGGAACGAGAACUUGACAUGGUUCCUGAUACUGGACCGUCCGAUGUGGAGUCCGUAACGCUAAGCAUAAGACUACUACUAUUCUGUCAUAAUGAGGAAAAAUUGAAUCAAUGACCGUUCCUUUCCAGGCUUGGCUUGAAGUCGUUUGAAAAGGACGUAUCUGGCGCUGUUAUGGAUAUACAAGCGGACGAAGCUGAAGGAAUGCGACAGGCUAAGACAGUCAAAAAAUGGUAAAUAUCGAGGACGUUACCUGGUCAUUUUACUGACACCUUUGGCCUACUCGCCACAGUGGCCUUUGGUUACUCCGCCUUCGCUGAUCGACGUUGUCGGCAAGUUGAACAAUGGUGUGUGCGAGUUGAUCAAAGGUUUCGGCAAUUUGAUUGUUGGUGAAUUGACAUGUCGGGAAGUUGACAUUUUGGCGAAAUGAACGAAAGCUUUAACAACAAUAACGUAUUCCUCUGGAUUGAAAUACCUCUUGCCGAGACCAAAAGAACAAGAUCAGUGCGUCGAAGAAAACAUGUUUUCUCUAAGGGGCAAAGAAUAUGUGAAUAUGAGAAUAUGUUCCUCUAUAUUCUUCCUUCUUUAUUUUAAGGAGCUUCAGCGUUUUAUUCUUUGGAUUUAUAACCCUUUUACGCCAAACCAUUACACAAUUUAAUUUGGUUUUAUCAACUGAAUUGAUGAUGCAGAUUGACCACCGCAAAGAGCUGGCGUUUCAAGCGUUAGCCCUUCGUCAGAGCGAAUUCACUCUGACGAAGAAACUCUUUACGGUGGCAAAUUUACAUUUUCAACUCAUUUGAUAAAAGUAAACGAUCUUGUUACACUCCUCAACCAACGUGGUACCACAGUUUCCGUAGAAACUUACCCCUUUUUAUUCACGAAACAAUUUUUAAUGAUGAUUUCACUAUACUUUCAGGCAGACAGGUGAUGAAAAUACAGUGAUAUUUCAGCUAGGGGAUAUUGUUUUAUAGAACACCCAAGUUUUAGAAGUGUUAUGAGUACAAUAUGGCCUACUGAAAGGAAAGAAAAUAUCUUUCGUUUUCUUUACAGGGAUCGUAAAAGGAAGAAUUUCGUUGGUGAGGAUGGAAAUGUAAAGAAAAUCCGAACUGAAAGUGGCAUUAGGAUUCCAGCUUCCUACAGAAAAAACAUGUAUCCUUCAAACGCCAAUGGAAGCACUCUGAUCCCUAGAAAGUCAAGCUUAGAAUUUUUCAAUUUUCAUAUUUGCACUCCAUAGUAGUCUUAAUCAUCCUCUCUCAUUUUUGCUCUUUUUGAACCUUUUAUUGAUGUUCUCUGUCGUACCAAAUUAUUAUGAUUUUUUACUCUAUGAUCUUCUCUCAAUGAAAGGGUCUUCUUUUUUUCGAAAUAAUGAUCCUAACACAAGCAGCGGGGUAAUGCACGCGCAGUGUUAAAAGUGAAUUUAAAGGAAAGAGAGAUUUCUCCUCAGUCGACUACCGCGUUAAAAACCGCCUUGCUUUAUUGCUAGUCAGCGCCAGAUAAGCCACAAUAACACCAUUAUUUAAGAAGUUAAAGAUUUUCUGUUCACCUCUUUAACGAUCAUAAUUAGCUACCGGGACUGGUUACAAAGACACAAGAUGGACGUUCCCGGAUCCGAAGAUCGUGAGGAGAAUGGAGCGAGACCGGAAUAUAGAAGAGGCAAGAAAGGUAAAAACGACCUAAAAGACUUCGACUGUUUUUUCUUUCCUUUUCUUCUAAGCAUAUGCAUUGCUCUGAGCUACCGUCAUUUUGGGCGACUAAAUUCUCAGGGCAGAGACGGAACUGCAUUUCAGGCUGUUCCUCAUUAGUGUGAUAUCUAAGGAGUUUCUUGUCGAGGGGGCGAUGGUUUUGAUGCAUAUUUUGGUUUUUGUGAUUCUUUUUCCCGCUUUAGGUAACGGUGGAAGCAAAUACUCGGCCAACAGGAAAGGAGUGGCGGGGAAAAGCUUCAAACCGCGUGGGAACGAACUAAAAUCCAAGGAACAAAUACUUAAAGCUCGACACAGGAAGCAACAAACUAUGCAGCGGCAAAAUAGAGGAACACAGAAGGGAAAAGGCGUAAAAGGAAAACCGGGCAAAAAAAAGUGAAGGCGGGGAAUUAGCGACGUUGCCGGCGCCUUUUCGUGGAACCUUCGGAAGCCGUCUAAGGAGUUACGGCUUAAUAUUCUCAAAUCAUAAUCGGCUACGUGUUUUGGAGGUUGUAACUCGGUCUAUGAUAAACUCUAUGUUCAUUUCAGGUUCAGUAUGGCUUCACAUAGAAAACCGUGGGCACCAGCAGUAGAUCAUCGAUUGCGUUAAAAAUGAGUCGGCUUGAACUUCGUCGACCAAACGAACUGAACAGUCGACGGUACACGAAUACAACUUUGUGGAAGGGACUUAGUGCGCAGAAUCUUGAAAGCGGAAGUCUGUAGCAAUUAAUAUUUUUCCACUUUUAAACCGAAUAUCCUAAUAUCUUAUUCUGGUCAGUAUCUCUCUUGUUCAUCUUAAAGAUAUUUCAGAUUGAGACAACUUGGGGUCAAGUUUGAAACAUCUUUUUCGUUGGUUAAUUUUUCUUCUCUAUUUUGAUACGUGCUCGAAACGCAUCUUUAACGACUUCACUGUAGAAUGGUUCAUCAAUUUUAAGGUCAUUUCUGGUCAUUUUGCAUAGUGAUUUUACUUCAGCCCCUGAAGGGAAAGGAACAAGAGCGGACCCGACAAAGGAAAACUUAAAUUGCGUAGAUUGGUCUUCCUUUCUCUGGUAACCACCGGACCACGCUGACCUCUCGGUAUUGUUUUGCGAGAGUGAAUAAAAAACGUUGCGAACUGCUGCGAAAACGGAACUUUAAAGAAUUUUGUACUCUUCAUACGAGGAUCUUGUACUUUUCCUUGCAAAUUUAUCCCAGUUCCUCUCACGUUAAAUCAUAACCGGAAUUUAUAAUUUCAAUAUUGGAUAUGUUAUUUAUUAAUAUACUACCUUAUUGCCCCUAUCAACUUGUUUUCCAUAAAAAUCGGUGUUUUUUGAUCGGUAAUACCAAUAGGAGUGAACGAAUACACACAAGUCCUCCAGUUCUCUGUUUUUCGGUCAGAACAUGACUAAAGUAACUUUACAGCAUAAUAGUAGUAUCCUCUAGUGAGACGAAACCUUUGAAUUAAAAGUUGAUUGGUGGGUGAGAUAUUUUGGAGAUAAGAUUAACUGAAAUAGAACGAGGAUGAAUUACAGAUGGAUUAAAGUUGCACGCCUGAAGACGUAUCUUCUCGUAUGAGCCAAAAAAACGUGAGUUGUCUCUUAAUAUGCUAGCGUUAGGAAAUUCUCUAAUGCAAAGCAGUUUGUAGAUAACAUUUAGCCUGGAAAUUUUUUUGCUAUUUUUAUUUAUCUUUAAAUCUCGUAAUGUUGGCCAUUGUUGCAUGUUUUGGUCGAAAGCGGAUAUCUCGUGUGACGUACA